CAAACUGUUCACCUGAAUCACUAACUAUUAUCAUCAUCUUUCUGAUUCAUUUCAAUUUUGAUUCUGUAACAAUCAAGGUGAUUAUUGAUCAUCACUGAUUAGUAAAUUGUUUAACUGUGAUCACUUUAAUUCAUCCUAAACUUUAAUCAAUUUUCAUUGUCAACCAAUUCAUAAAAAUGUAUUUCAAUAUACACAAGAUUUUUGUUCUAUUAAUUUUUCUGAUUCCAUUGAGUUCGGCUCAAUAUGAGGAAGAAUAUUUUCCAGCCACAAAAUGGUACAUGAGAGCACCAAGGUCGAUAAGUGGACUUUUCCGUCGUUUCUUAGGCCGUCGUAAGAACACAAUUAGAACGGGUUUCCAAGGAACUGCCAUUGCCAAUGGUCCUUAUGCCAGUCAACCAUCAUCAUAUUAUUCAUCAUUCUUGUCUAAUCCCUUCUCAUCUGGAUCUGGACCUUCAGGAGUUUAUCCUGGAUCAUCAGGUUCAGGAUCAUCUCCAGUCGCUUCUGCCUCGUCUCCUGGUUUCAGCUCAAACUUUUAUUCACCUCAAUUGAGUAGUUUCACCAAUGUAGUCGGUGGAUCGGGUCCAAUUCCCUCGGCGGGAACCAAUUAUCCAACCUAUUCACCUCCCUCUUCAGGCCCUGGUUCUGGUAAUCCAGCUAAUCUUGAUUUCCAUGCAGUUCUUGACCAAUUUGUCCGAUCAGCUGGUCUCUCACCAACCGGUGAUCAUGAACCUGCAGCAUCAACUAUCCAAUCGAAAGGAGAUACUCCAGUUUUCAGUUUUAAGAAACUUUACUCUUUCCCCUUCUACUUAUCAACUGACCAACAACCAGCUGAUCAAGGAUUUAAUCUUCAAAUUCCUUACAUGAGAAAACACAUCCGACGAGCUCUUCAUGAAGGUUCAUUCAUCAAGAAUCCUAAAUUCUUCGGCGAUAAGCAAUCAAUUCAAAACUGGUUGCACCCAAAGAAUUGGUAUUUCGGUCAACAAGCACUCCAACAAUCAGGAUCAUCUUUAAUCCCAACAACCUCAACAAACAUUCAAUGGCCAAAUGGACAAGAGACAAACCCAUUAAUCAAUGGUGUCGCUCAUCAACGACCCUUUUUCCGAGGUGCUGCUAAACAACCAAUAGGUGUUAAAGGUGGUAUUGUUGGUCAUCAUAAACAACAAUUACCUGUCGCUCAUCAUUUACAACAUGGUUCACCAUCAACAAUAGGAUCUCCCGUUGUCCCAAUCCAAGGAGCUGCUUCAUCAUUGGUGCCCUCAGGACCACUUAAACCAGGUCACCAACAACCUCACCAACCUCACCAACAACAACAACAACAACAACAACAAUUAACCCACCUUACACCCUCAUCUUCAGUAUCUCAAUCAACAUCAAUCUCAUCUUCAUCUUCAUCCUCAUCGCCAUCAUCAUCUUCCUCUGUAGUAUCAUCAGCUCCAUCAUCUUCCUCAUCUUCAUCAUCAUCAAACGCCGGUCAACAACAAUCAUCUCAACAAGGUUCAUCUUCCGGUCAACUAGCUGACCCAAGUAUCCUUAGUUCACAAGCUUUCAUUGCUCAAUAUUUACAAGAACAAUUAGCUGCGGCUAAUCAAAAACCAUCAAAUAUUAAAGAUGAUCAGGAAACCAACGAAUCACAAUACGCAUCAGCUUAUUAUUUUCCCAAUAAUAACAAAGUUCAACAACAACAACAACCUUCAUCCUCUCAGCAACAACAAGGUAAACACCAGUCACAGUUAGUCUCUGGUCAAGAGAAAGGUCAACCUGCCUCGGGCAUAACAUCAUCAUCAUCAGUAUCCUCAUCAUCUUCCCCUGUCUCUGGUGAUCAAUCGUCGCCCCUCAGCUCGUACCAGGUAUCCUAUUCAUCUGGAGGCUAUGGGACAUCCUCUUAAUUGUAAUCAGAUAUUUAACUAAUCAAAACAAAAAUUGAAGGAUGGACAAAACAACAAUCAAUAUCGUGAGGUUAAUCUAAGGAUAAAUUGGUCAACGUUUGUUUGUUUGUUUGUUUAUUUCAUCAUUAAAAUCUCAUCAACGAUUAAUGACCACUAACAAUUAGUUAACUCAUCAAUAUAAUACUAAAGAUUAACCUGUCAAAUGAACAAAUUACAAAACAAAUUGUUCAACCAAACAUUUGAUUACAUAAAAUUCAUCAUCAAUCUUUUCAUUUUCAUCAUCUCAAUAACUAAGCCAAGAAAUAGUCUUCACCUUCAUCCUCUUCCUCUCACGUACUCUCUCACCACUAACAAUCCUAAUUGUAAACUGAUUUUACUACCAAUUGAUUGACCCAAACUAACAAAUUAAAUUGGAUGGAAAAUAAUAACUUAGAUCAUGGAGAGAAUCGUUAGACCUACAAUUAACCUUGAAGAGUGUUUAUUGACCUUCUUAUUUUUGGAAAUCAACUAAUAUAUGAAAAGCCCACCUAUUAAUGCUAAUUAAACCAAUCUUAAUUGUUCCAAUUUGACCGAUCAUCAUGAAGCAAUCAAGGAGCAAUUUCACCGAGGUGGAAAAACAAAAUCUCUUCCUAUUUAUAUUUUAGGUUCAUCUUCCUACUCUUACCUUUUUUUCCGAUUUUCCCUCUUUUUAUGAUUUUGCUCCUGAUUCUAAUUAAUUCUGCAACUUUUACAAUUAAUUUCUAAUUAACUCAACAAAUGCAUAUUUUACUUAUGUUGACAUCUCACCAGAAAUUCACUGUCAUCAAAUGGAUUAAAUUUAUUGUCAUAAUUUAACGAUUUAUGAUAUAAAAUGAGAGGAUUUCCAAUCAAUCAAAUCUGAUUGCGUUAUCGAAUCAGAUCUGAUAAAUAUUUAAUUUGUAUUGCAUUUUGUUUCUAACUGUUCAACUUAAAAUUUACAUACUUUAAUUGUUGAAUUUUACACACAUUUAAUAUUGUUUGUAAAUCAUUUUGACAAUCAAUUGAUUUUAUAAUUCAUUUUUCCUUCUGUUUGAUUCAGUUCCAAUUUAAAGUGAAUCUAAACAUCAAGGAUAAUGUGAAAACUUUGUAGCGACAUUUUCUCGCCUAUUUAUCUGAUAUUAAACAAUCAAAAUUAACUCCAACAA
Messenger RNA from Panonychus citri (citrus red mite), 3049 nucleotides. RefSeq lists its product as uncharacterized. The record is from RefSeq and is a predicted model, not a curated record. The coding region runs from base 177 to 1886 and encodes 569 amino acids. The transcript is spliced from 4 exons. Lineage: Eukaryota; Metazoa; Arthropoda; Arachnida; Trombidiformes; Tetranychidae.